CUCCAUCGACGUCGAGUUUCUACUUUCCUUCGAUUAGGGUUUCUGCAGAAUUCACUUUGGGUUUAAUUUUCUCUGGAUUUCCAGAUUUCGUUUCUUCUGUCUGUUGCUUUGUGUUGAAUUGUCUCGCGAAUACCGUGGUGAUGAUCGAGAUCUAUUCUUUGGGUUCAAUGUUCUCUGGAUUAAGAAUCUGAUGUUGCUGAUUGUGGCUUCUUGAGUUCCGAUUUGGCUUCACUGAUUUGUGUUUAUGCGUUCCUUGAUUUCGUCUGACUUUCUUUAACUAUGUCUCGGGUAAUGAGUGUUUUUUGAUACUAUGUUGAUUCUAUUGAUCAGUGAUUUGUUCCGGGAGACAGAGAUGCAUCCUCCAUUGACACUACACAAACACCCGAUGUGUGCAGAUAUAAUCGAGGAAUUUCAGAAGUGCCAUAUAGACCAUCCUAUUGCAAAAUUCUUUGGAGAGUGUACAGAACUCAAAGUAAAGCUUGAUCGCUGUUUCCGGCAGGAGAAAGCUGUGAAGCGGAAAGCCAACUUUGAAAAAAGCAAGCAACUUCAAGAAAGGCUGAAAGCUAUAAGGAAGGAGACUGCAGACAGUACUACUGCUGAACAAUAACGGGCAAGGCAUGCCUAUUUCGUUGUUCAGUUCAGUCGGAUGAUAUGGUGAUUCGCCCAUAUCCCAUGGUUGAUGGGAUGAUUCUAUUGAUGCUCAUGGAUAUAUGUUCCCGCACAAUUGAUUAAAUGACCUUGUAUCAUGCUCUGCAAUAGUGUUUCAUACAACUUUUUCUGGUGAAUCAGAGAAAAGACACAAGUACGGAUAUUUUUGUCGGGUUAAUACAGAUGAUUCUGAUUGUUGUC
Molecule: messenger RNA, 849 nt
Organism: Tarenaya hassleriana
Lineage: Eukaryota; Viridiplantae; Streptophyta; Magnoliopsida; Brassicales; Cleomaceae
Product: COX assembly mitochondrial protein 2 homolog
Exons: 3
Coding region: 311-607 (98 amino acids)
Cellular component (GO): mitochondrion
Source: RefSeq, a predicted model, not a curated record